AUGGACAAAUUUCUUCUUAGCCGACAACCCCCAAAGAUGUUGGCUGAGACACUUCGUAAACUUGCUACGAACAUUGACAGUGGCGGGCAACCACAACAGUCAUCGAAUCCUGAAGCGGAGAAUUAUUUGCGGUCUUACAAGAAAUACUGUGCCGCGCUGGGCAUUGAUGAAGAAACCGGAACGACCUCGUUCGAGCAAAGGCUUCGCCGAGACUAUCGAUGGCACACUGUACAGUACUGGUUCGUGGCAUCGGUUGCAAAUGGAAUGUUGUGGGCUCAAAUCAUCAUUGGAGCGGCGAUCACAGCCUUGGGAGCUACCCAUACCAGGGGAUCACAGACUGCCACGAUCUAUCUGGGAGCCGCAAGCACGGUGAUUGCUGGGUUCCUAACGUACUUCAAAUCCCGAAAUCAGCCAAAUCGUGCCCGGCAAUACCGCCAAGCACUGCGAAAGGUGCGCAACAAAAUGGACGAAACGGCGCGCGAAAUCUCAGAGUCAACAAGUCCCGAGGAAGCACUCGAAAAGGCCAAGAACAUCCUAAAUUUAUAUGACGAAGCCCUUGCUGAAGCUGCGGCGAAUUAUCCUGAUUUGUGGGUUGCAGUUCAAGAUAUGAAGAAAAUGCUUCCCGGAUCAAAAGAGACCGCCGCGGACGCUGUAGAUGCUGUGACGAAGCCGGAGAUAGUACCCCCACCGAUCACCGCAGGCGCCACUGGUGCAUCAUCGAGCACAACUGGCCAAUCGAACAUAGAUGUGUCUCCUCUGCCAAUUCAAGAGACCAGUGGAUCGGCGGCGCAGCUCGCAACAAAAGCGGGCUUGAGCGGUUCACCCGCCUUCCCACAAGACGACCAUAUCGCAUCUUCAGGACCGUCGAGUGAUCUUGAAAAGCAGGAUGCGUCAGUUGACAUUGUAUCAACGAAGACCGACUAG
This is a messenger RNA of Exophiala spinifera, 924 nucleotides long. RefSeq lists its product as uncharacterized. NCBI's taxonomy places the organism in Eukaryota, Fungi, Ascomycota, Eurotiomycetes, Chaetothyriales, Herpotrichiellaceae. The coding region runs from base 1 to 924 and encodes 307 amino acids. The record is from RefSeq and is a predicted model, not a curated record. The transcript has 5 exons.